Molecule: messenger RNA, 6242 nt
Organism: Cinara cedri
Lineage: Eukaryota; Metazoa; Arthropoda; Insecta; Hemiptera; Aphididae
Source: the annotation of a GenBank genome assembly
AAAUAAUUAUUUCUUUUGAUUGGCAACAUUGGUGUGAUAAUAACUAUCGAAUGUCUAAUAGACGGAAACAUAGUAAUUUGUAUCUUAUAAUAUUCAGAAUCAGAAUACCAUUUGCUUUAUUACCUUGCUGAUUGUUGUGUACACGAAUUACAUAGCUGUCGAGUUUAACCACAACACGCCCAAGUGCCAAAAUUGUUUGGUAUUUAAACAGUUACUUGAAAGGUAAGAAAAUCGUCCUACUGUUAUUUUUAUUUUUUAUUAUACAUUUACUGUAUUUUAAUGAUUCGAUGCAUAAUUAUUACGAUUGUUUGAUUCAUACUUUAUUUGUAAGUAAGGUACCUAUUAAAUAUUUGUAUCAAUUUGAAUUGUUGUCUUCGUGUUUUAUGAUUCAGAAAAAGUACAUAGUUCAUAUUUGAGUUUGAAUAAUUUAAACAGGGUUAGGAACGUUUAUUUUAAAAAUAAAUGUACUCGCAUUUAUUGAUUUUGAAAUAGAAUACAUUUGUGUUCAAAAUUCAUUUUUGCAAAGGACGCAUUAAUAUUCACAUUUACCAAACAAAUUAAUGUAUAAUUUUAAAUUUUCUAAAACAUAAUAUCGAGUUUAUGUAGUCUUCAUCUACUUUUCCUUUGCUUUCUUCUCAACUAUACGGGGUCGGACACCCUCGUCUUAAACUUUCAUUUGAGCCAAUCCCUCAGACACUCACCGUCCACAUGUCAGUUAAUUAUGAUUACAAGUAUUUCAUUAUAUAUUGUUUAAGCAGUUCUUAUCAAUUUAAUAAUGAAAAUUGGAAUUCUACAUAUUUUAUAGAUUAAUAUUUUUAUAUUGUACACGUUCCGCCCGGUGUUGCCCGUAUCAAAAAAAAUAAUAGACAUAAUUUUAUCAUUAUAUGCUAUUACCAUAGGAUACUAUUCAGCACAGGAAUUGCACUACAAUACUUAAUAACAGUUUUUUUUUCCAUCCAUAUCAUUAAGUAAAUUUUUGUACCUAAAAACAAAACUUUAGGAGGUGAAUUUUAAUAACUAUAUUUGGACAAUAUGGAACAUUUUGCGAAAAAUGCUAUUGAAUUUACCUACUCAUGAUGAAUUCAUUGAAAAAUAUAGGCAUACAUUCUAAACCCUGAUUUUGAAUGGUACCCAGGUUCCUUUCAUUGGCAUCUCCUCAUUAAUUUGUAGACAAUUAGAAGUCUGUACCAAAAUAUUUUUUCAUUUUAAAUGUCCAAUGAUAAUUUCCUACGUUGUUAUUUUCUAUUUACAAAAGAUGUAUUAAUGAUUUAUAUCCUUGUUGAAUUUUAGCUGAGAAGAUUUUAACUUUUAACUGAGUAAAUUUAACUUGAUAAUAAAUUUUAACUGAGUUAUUUUUUUUUAAGAAAAUGUCAAAAAGUGAUCGUAUAAUAUUUCUAAAUGUGUCAAGCUAAAAUUGUGUGUUGUAUAUUAUAUUUUAAUUAGAAAUGAGUUUUAUAAAUUAUUAUCCACUAAUGUUAUAUUAUUUUAUAGGUAUAGAUUUGUUUGAUUUGCCUGAAACUAACAAAAAUAAUAAUGACUCUGUUAAAAACGUUUUGGACCCCUAUAGUUGUUUAUCCCGAUGUAAAAACUGGUUGCAAAUUUGUAGCUGCCUACACAAUUGUAAGUUAUUAACACAUUUUUACUUUUCCAUUUUAUACUUUUUUUUUUCAUUUGUAGGCUGUAUCUAUUUUUUUAAUGGCCCUGAUUGUACAUAUGCAAAAUGGAGGUGAAUCAACUCAAAUGUAUAAUCCAUUUUUUGAAGCAAAUUUGCGUGGUAAAUAUUAAAAAAGAUAAAUUUAAUUUUUAACUUUGUUUCGCUUAUAUAUUUCUAUUAAAUAAUAAUAAUAUAAAUAUUCAUUUUUACAACAUUUUCAUAUAAAAAUUAAAUUUGUAUAGUUAAAAUAAAUAUAAACAUUUUACAAUAUACAAAUACAUUUUUAGAGUAUAUAAAAAAAAAAGAAAAAUUAUUUUAAACAUUGAUUAAUAUUAAAAUAUAUUAAUCAAUCGAAAUUUGUCAAAAAAAAAAAUUACUUUGUUAACGAUUUUAAAAUUAUUGUUUGUAACAUUUUAUAAUUUUUACUAAAUUACUAAUCUCUUUUUAUACUAGACUAGUUUAAUUUUUGAUUUUCAAAGUGCAAUAUUUAAUUUUAACUAUACAUUUUACUGUUUAUACAUUAUAAUACUGUAAACUUACAUAUUAGGAUUGUUUAUAUGCUGUUUAUAAUAUCAUAAACAUAUUUAUUUGUAUUAAUUGAUUAAUUGUAUAAUUUUAAGUUUUAGUAACUGACAAAUAUAAUUUAAAAAUAACUUGGUUACUAUCCAGUUAACUGCAAAACAAAUUAUAUCCUUAUGUGUUAAUAUAAUUAAAAUUUACACCAUAUUAUAUUCUGUUCUUAAUUUUAAACUGUUUUAAUUAAUUUAUUUUUAUUUGUUUGUUUAUCUAGAAAUUAACACUUAUGUAAUAUUCACAUUAAUAUUUUUUGCCUAUAUGGUGGGCUCGUCUCUAUUGUUACUGAAAGGUCUAAAUAACAAUCUCCGAGGAUUCCUUUUACCGUGGUUGAUUGGUAUGUGUUUUGUCGUCAUAUUUUUGUUGGUUUGGUCCAUUUGGUUGCUAUACGGAUACUAUAUAUAUGUAAGUUUGAUUCCAGUUUAAGCGACAUGCUAUAUCCUAUUAAAACUAGUGAAAUUUAAUGAAAUCUCAAAUAAAAUAGUAAAAUAAUAAAGUAAAUACAAAAUUUAUGUAUACAAAUAAAAUAAUUAAAUGAAUGAAUUUGUCAUCUGGAGUAUUAUGAUAAAUGUAUUGUAUGAAUUCCUUCAUUUAAGUUUUUACAUUCAGUCGCGUUUACAUUUUGACUGUGAUAUACCUGAUGAUGAAUUUUUAAUUUGAAACCGGUCAUAUAAUACAUUUAUCAUAAUACUCCAGACGACAAAUUCAUUCAUUUAUUUAUUUUUUUUAUAUAUAUACAUUUUUUAUUUGUAUAUUUAUUUACUUUAUUUUAAAUAUUAAAAUCAUGUAAUUGUUGUAAAUUGUUAAAAAAAAUUGUUGAAAUUCUAAAAGAAAAAUAUUGAAAAUUAUUCAUUCAUGAAUAUAAUUAACUAGAUGUUUUCAAUAAGAUAAUAAUGUUUGACAUGUUCAAUUGAGUUGAUCCAAACAAUAAAAAUUAAAAAAUUAAGUGUAUUACUUUUACUUCUCCGUAUAAAAAAAAAUAUAUAUGUUAUUGAGUUUCAACAUAAAGAAAAGAAAAAUAAGUAUUUCACUUUUUAUAAUCUAGGUGAUGAUGUAAAAUAUAUUAAGAUGUACGUACUCUGCAUGUAUCUAUUUGUUUUAGAUGAAUUUCACAUUAUUAAUAAAUUAUAUGUUUUUGUUUUUGUAGAUUCAUAUUGUGUGUGCUGCAGUGAUUUAUUGGAUUGUAGCUGCUUUGCAAGUAUGUUAAUAAUACUCGAACCUAAUUUAUGUUUAAAAAAAAUAAAAACAAAGUCUGACUUUCCUUUUUAGUAUGUCGUUCCUAAAAGUAUAUUUAAUUAAUAAUAAUAAUUGUUAUUAUUAGUUAAAAAUAAUUUAAAUAUAUUAUCAUUGAGGAGACAAUAGCCAUAUCUCGUAGAUAAAUUCCAAAAGUUCUAUCAUAAAUGAAUUAAUACUUAUAUUUUGCAGUGUUGUGAGCGUAUUAUCAAAUUCAAGUUCAGGUUGUAAUCAAAGAUUAAACACAGUAAUUUAUAUAAGUAAAUUUUAUUUAACUGUUGAAAAUAAUCAAACACUUUUUUUUAUUUAAUUUUAUAAUUUGAAGGGAAUGAGAAGACACCCUUAACAGCACUCAUUAUUCUAUUUAUUUUUAUCUAAAGGCUUUGUCACUGUAACUAAUGCAUAAUAUAGAAUAGAAACUCAAUCAGAUGAUAGAUUUUUGUUUGCCUGUGAUUUGAAGUCUUAAUCAAUAAAUUUGUUUUCAAACUAAACCAAUGAUAUAGGUUUGUUUUUGCUCAAAGUAAACCAUUUACUUAACUCGAGAAGAUAUAGAGUGUUAAUAGCCUGCUGUCACCAAUCUUCUUUUUGUUCUCUUCAUUGAUAUAUAAUGUGGUAGAGUUAAUAUCUUUCUUGAGUUAUCUAUGAUUAUGAUCGCUUUUAAGCCUUGGUUUCCUACAAUCGCGCAUCCAUGAUUGCGCGAUGCGUGAUCAUGCAAAAGUUGAAACCAUGAAAAGUAAUGUUUGUGUUUAUUAAUAAUUCACGCACUUCAGUCGCGCAGUAGUCGUUACGAGGGCAACUUUUGCAUGACACGCAGUGCGGGAUUGCAUUAUUUUAUAUAGGUACCCAUUAUUUAAAUAUUAAUUUAUUAAUUAUUAUUAAAAUAUUUUUCAAUAUAAUAAAUAAUUCAAAUGACACUCUAAAAUAUUCCCUGAAUCUAGUUUCAUUGUCAAUUAGGCGCAUUUGAAUUAAAGUACUGAAACAACCCUCCCUGCUCCGUUGACUAAACAUUUCAUCAUUUUUAUUACGUAAAUGAUUCGCAAGUAGCAAUAGUUCUUCAUCUGCUUCAUCCUCCGAAAUAAAAAGCAUAACCACGUCCAUUUUGAUGUACUACUAAACACCAACUGACGAAAACCAUACAGUCGUAAACUUGCAUCAUAGCAAAACAUUUCCAUCACACAUCACGCAAGUGUGAUCACGCAUCGCGCACCACACAAUCACGGAUGCAGGAUUGUAGGAAACCAAGGCUUUACUUUCACCAUUUAUAUAUGCCAUAUGAUAUUUCUAAUAAAUUUGGUUUUUAUUUCCAUCAGCUUGAUGAUUUUAUUUUUAAGUGGUCUAUAAGUUAAAUAAAUAUACUGUGUACCCAGUUCCGAAACAAGUAUUGCAAUCAUAAAAUAGUUGACAUGUAUGAAACUGAAAAAUAAUAAUUAAAUACAUUCUUGUAUUUUCAUUAAUUACAUAUGACACGGUAACAAUUAUAUUAGUUAUGUAAUUCCUAGUUAAAUAUUGUUUCUUCACAUAUCUCACAUCUGUACAUCUGAUGUACAUGGAAGUAUUGCUGGCUAAGAACAAAAAAAAAGUUAGUCAUUUUAUGUAUGUAGUUCUUCACAUUUUGUUCACCAUUUUUAAAUGAAGUUUUUUCUACAAAAUUUUAAUUUGUUGGAUAUAUGCUGGAGAAAUUUAAUAACGUUUACAACUUCAUGGACAUUUCCUUUUUAAUUGAAAAUUAAUAUGCAAGAUAUCCAUUAGAGUGACGAAACUGAUUUCUACUUUUCUUUUUAUAAUAUUGAAAAAAAAAUCUUUUUAACCGAUUAUUUAACUAAAAUAGGUACCAUAUUAUAUUUCUUCUAAUAUUUUUACGAUACUCGUACAAAAAGGAAAGCCAAAAAUAAAUCUAUAUUAUAUUAUUAACAUUGAUUUUUUUUUUUUUUUUAGUUCUAUUGUUGGUUGUGUGUUUACACCCAAUACCGAGCGAUCUAUGAAAUGCAAUCUCCAAAUAUUGAACUUCUUAUAUUCUAAUGAAUUGUUACACAUAAGUAUUCAGCGGUAUUCAGUUAAUGAUUUUUUUUCCCAUAGACAACUUUUGUAAUAUUAUCUCACUACCUAUAUUACAUAAAUAUUUUUUUACUUUAGUAAUUAAUAACUAACAAAUAAUAACAAACCACUUAUUAAAGACUGCCAUUAAUUUGUAAGCAUUGAACUAAUUAUGUCAAUAAUGUAAUGAUCCGUCCAAUUUUUUAAUUUAUUUUUUUUUUUUAUAAUGUGCCUUAAAGUAUUAUAAAUUAUAAUUUUUAAUUAUAAAUAUAUAUUAAGUACAGUAGAUUUUAGUUAUGCUGAAUUUUAAGUAGAUUCAAAAUAAGUUAGUAAUGAAAAUAUAUAAUUUAAAAAAAUUACAUUUAAUUUAUAUUUUAUGUAUACAAGGUCUUUCAAUUUAUAUGGUAUAGUUUCAAGGAGUUCCCAUAUUCCUACUAUUAGAACUAGAACAUACAAUUUGAAAGACUUCUUAUAUACAAAUCUGUAAUGUUUAUUUUUUUAAGUUUUUCAGCAAUUUGUAUAACAUUGACAUAAUACAAUUCUUAAUUGUAAAAUUUAAAAUUUAAAUAAAUACAAAUUAAGGUUUUUUAAUUUAGGAUUAAUAAUUGUAAUAAAUACCCUCAUUAUAAAAUGAUUUGGCCUAAUGUGAAAUUCCAGAUGUUAAUCCUUGAAUAUUUAAACACAAUGAGAAUCUACUGUACAUAUUGUAUUUUUUUUUGUGUUUUUAAUAAUAAACUAUUUUUAUAUA